AUGGAAGGAACCCACCCUGGAGCGUCAACACCAUCCUCGGUUGCUCAUAUAAGUUUCGGGGAUGGGGAUUUCCAAUCCCGGUCUCUAAACCUGGACAAUCCAGUGGUGAUUUUGGUCCAAAUGGGAGAGCUAACUAUCAAAAAAGUCCUCUUCGAUCCAGGAAGCAGCGCCGACGUCUUAUUUUACUCCACAUUCAAAAAGAUGCAACUAAGCGACAAAUCACUGCAACCAUCAAACAGAGAAUUGGUAGGGUUCUUCGAGGGACGAAUACCUAUAUCAGGUUAUGUAUGGCUAAGAAUGACCUUAGGGGAAUUCCCGAACUCAAAAAUAUUAGAUAUCCAUUUUCUCGUAGUUGAUUGUAUAAGUCCUUACAAUGUUAUUUUGGGACGUCUAUCCCUUAAUUCUUUCGGAGCUAUUGUCUCCACGAUUCACCUGUGUGUCAAGUUUUCUGUGCAGGAUAACAUAGUAGCAACAGUACAUGCCAACUAUAAGGAGGCCAGACAAUGUUACAAUACGGGAUUAAAGGCCACCAUAAAAGAAACUAUUCCAAGAAUUCAUUCCAUAUAA
Molecule: messenger RNA, 567 nt
Organism: Arachis stenosperma
Lineage: Eukaryota; Viridiplantae; Streptophyta; Magnoliopsida; Fabales; Fabaceae
Exons: 1
Coding region: 1-567 (188 amino acids)
Source: RefSeq, a predicted model, not a curated record